AUGGCUGCCACCGAGGAAGAAGGCGACCUGACUUCUCUGCAGGUGGCCCACGGCAUCCAAGCACACCUCAACCACGAGGACUGGCCGGCAGUGGACGAGCGGACAGUUGCCUGCAACGGCGGGCCCGGAGGAGGGUGUCCUGCUAACCCCUUCGAACGCCGUGUCGCGAUCUCCUUCCCUUGCGGGGCGACGGCUAUUGUAUCCGCCGAGCGGGUGCCGUUCCUACAACUGGCCGGGUCUCCUCCCUCCUCGUGGGUCUUCGAUCGCCACGUGCAGGAGGCGUCGCGUCGCUCCGACGACUUGUCGCGCCGUGUCGUGCGCACCUACCAGCUGUACUCGCGCGCCAGCGGGGCCCACGUGCAGGUGCUGGGCCCACAGAUCGUGGCGCGCGGGGGGGACGGGGACCCCUACGCGCUGCUCCGGGCGGAGACGGAUUCGUUUGGUGGGAACAUUCGUCUGCUCGGGGUUCGGACGCGGUACCACAUCUGCAUGGACAGGAAUGGCAACCUGGUGGGCAAGCUGGACGGCCGUGACCGAGGUUGUGUCUUCACCGAGCUCUACCUGGAGAACCACUACACGGCGCUGCGGAGUGCGGAGCACCCCCAGCGCUUUGCGGCCUUCGACCGGCGUGGACGCGCCACGAGGGCCGCCAGCGCCAUCACCAGCGCCAUGG
This is a messenger RNA of Lethenteron reissneri (Far Eastern brook lamprey), 673 nucleotides long. Its product is annotated as fibroblast growth factor 18-like. Gene Ontology annotation, molecular function: growth factor activity. The record is from RefSeq and is a predicted model, not a curated record. NCBI's taxonomy places the organism in Eukaryota, Metazoa, Chordata, Hyperoartia, Petromyzontiformes, Petromyzontidae.